Molecule: messenger RNA, 1914 nt
Organism: Effrenium voratum
Lineage: Eukaryota; Dinophyceae; Suessiales; Symbiodiniaceae
Source: the annotation of a GenBank genome assembly
AUGGAGAUCUGGGGUCAGGCCGAAGCAGUGCUGACGCAAGCGAAGACCUUGGCUGCGGCAGCAUUGCCCAAGGGCCAGGCAGGGGUGGGCGAGCUGGAGAGUGGCCUGACGGCGGCCUCCUACGGCACAUCGCAGGAGAAGGCUGCGGCUCUUAUCGCGCUGGCGCGCGCAUACCUGGAGCAGGAAGACGGGCUCUCAGAUGCCACCCCGCUGGCCAAGCAAGCGGUGGGCCUUUUCAAGGAGCUCGGUGUCGGGGCCCUGCGCGAUGUCACGAACUUCAAGGGCAAGCCGGGCCCCGCGAAGAUCCUGAGCCCUGAGGAGUCCGCUCGCCGGGAUGCGGCCUUGAGACCUUUGCGCGAGACCUUGCUGACGUUUCGUGAGAUCGGCGUCCCCGAGGGCGAGCUGGCCGUGCUGUUGAAGGCCGCGGAAGAGCAAGUGGCGGAGGGCAAGACGGAGAACGCGGCAGCGCUGGUGCAGGAAGCUGAGCGAGUGGUGCAGCGAGAGGGCAAGAAGGAGCUGGAGACGAAGGUUGCGGCGCCCUCCAACCUCAUCCUGGCCAAGGCGGAUUUGGCCAAGAAGGCCUCGCAGCCGGCGCUGCAGCACGCCGCCGCGGCGGAGAAGGCGCUCAAGGCGGCUCAGCAGAGUGCCGCAGCUGCGGAGGUCCUGGCAUCCGAGGCGCACAGCCUCCAGGGCAACUUCACCAAAGCCCUGGAGGCAUCCACCAGUGCAGCCGCGAGCUACAAGUCCAGCGGAGACAAAGAAGGUGAGGCCUUGGCGAUGCUGGCCAUGGCUCAAGCGCAACAAGGCCAGGGGGACAAGGACAAGGCACUUCAGAGCGCCAGGGCGGCGCUGCUUCUGGCCCACAGUGCGGAGAAGCUCGGCGUGGUGGACAAGGCCCGGCUGCUGUGCGCGGAGCUGCGGAAAGCGGCCGCGGGCACGGUGGCAGUGCCGGCGGCGGUGCCUUGCAAGGUACUGGACCACAGAGUGCCCGGGGUCUCGGGCCCGGCCACCUUGCCCAGCAAGCCCUUCGUGGGGGCACAGCGCAUGGUGGGCACGCAGGAGUCCAAGCGACUGUCGGGGCUGGUGACCCUCGUGACGGGCGCCUCCCGCGGUAUCGGCAAGGGCAUCGCCCAGAGCCUCGCGGAGGCGGGGGCCAUCGUGUACGUCACGGGGCGAUCGGCGCCCGGCAAGGAGACGGAUAUUAUCCUCAUGGGCACCGUGGACGAGACCGCCUCGACCUUUCAAAAGCUGGGUGGAACCGGAGUCGCUGUCCACGUGGACCAUGCACAGGAUGAGCAGAACUCAGCGAUCGUGAAGAUGAUCCGCGAGACGCAUGGGCGGCUGGACAUCCUGGUGAACAGUGCCUUCUACAUCCCAAAGCCGGACAUGAUCUUCUUCACCACCCCAGUCUGGAAUCAGCCCAUGCGCUUCCUGAACGAGCAAACCAGCGUGGGAGGUCUCAAUCAUAUAGGCCUCACGGUGGAGAUGCUGCCCUUCCUGCGCCGGGGCCGCGGGGUGGUGCUGAACAUCUCCUCCUGGGGCUCCCAGAUGAACAUCCCCAUCUUCCCACUGUCCUACUACUGCAACAAGGCCACCUUCGACCGAUCCAUGAUGGCUCUGGCGGAGAAGGUGCGCAACUACGGCGUGUGCGUGCUGACGGUCUGGCCCGGCAGUGUGAAGUCGGAGCGCAGUAUCAUGGGAGCCAAGCGCAGCGCGGCGCGGCUCAUCGACUUGGAAACCACCCGCUUCACAGGCAACGCCAUCGUCCAGCUGGGCUCUUUGAGCCCAGAGGUGCUGCGUGUCUACUCCUCCAAGCACCGGGUCUUGUCCUCCGCGGAUGUGCUGGGCUGGGAGGUGGACGGCUACUACCACCAGGGCGACCUUCACACCUUCACCACGGGCGGCCGAUCAUGA